Melopsittacus undulatus (budgerigar) is the source of this 6341-nucleotide messenger RNA. RefSeq names its product trafficking protein particle complex subunit 9 (gene TRAPPC9). Gene Ontology annotation, cellular component: trans-Golgi network. The transcript has 23 exons. The record is from RefSeq and is a predicted model, not a curated record. Lineage: Eukaryota; Metazoa; Chordata; Aves; Psittaciformes; Psittaculidae. Bases 44 to 3487 code for a protein of 1147 amino acids.
AGGCGGGGCCGGUUCCUGUCCCGGCUUGUGCAGCUGGUGCAAAAUGAGCGUUCCUGACUACAUGCAGUGUGCUGAGGACCAUCAGACUCUCCUGGUUGUGGUUCAGCCUAUUGGCAUUGUACCUGAAGAGAGCUUUUUCAGGAUCUACAAGCGCAUCUCAGCAGUGAGUCAAGUUAAUGUGCGUGACUCUCAGCGGGUGCUAUACAUCCGUUACAGGCACCAUUACCCCCCAGAAAACAACGAAUGGGGGGAUUUUCAGACACACCGGAAGGUUGUAGGGCUGAUAACUAUUACAGACUGUUCUUCUGCAAAGGACUGGCCUCAGACGUUUGAGAAGUUCCAUCUUCACAAGGAACUGUACAGUGCUACUCUCUAUGAUUCCCGCUUGUUUGUCUUUGGGCUUCAAGGAGAGAUUGCAGAGCAGCCCCGCACAGAUGUGGCAUUUUAUCCCAGUUAUGAUGAAUGUGAAACUGUGGAGAAGAGAAUAGAAGAUUUUAUCGAAUCCCUCUUCAUAGUGUUGGAGUCUAAGCGACUUGAUAGAGCCACUGAUAAGUCUGGAGACAAGAUACCGCUCCUCUGUGUUCCCUUUGAGAAGAAGGAUUUUGUAGGUCUGGACACUGAUAGUAGGCACUAUAAGAAGCGUUGUCAGGGCAGGAUGAGGAAACAUGUUGGUGACCUGUGUUUACAAGCUGGAAUGUUACAAGAUUCCUUGGUCCAUUAUCACAUGGCAGUGGAACUUCUGCGCUCUGUGAAUGACUUUCUCUGGCUUGGAGCUGCUCUUGAGGGGUUAUGCUCAGCAUCAGUCAUUUAUCAUUACCCGGGUGGUACCGGAGGUAAAGUUGGAUCUCGCAGGGCACAAGGAGGUUCUCUUUCUGCUGAGGCAGGCAACAGGCACAGGCCAGGGGCACAAGAAGUUCUCAUUGAUCCAGGUGCUCUGACUUCAAAUGGUAUUAAUGCAGAUACCAGUGCAGAGAUAGGACGUGCCAAGAAUUGCCUUAGUCCUGAAGACAUCAUAGAUAAAUAUAAAGAAGCCAUUUCUUACUAUGGCAAGUACAAGAAUGCUGGGGUGAUUGAACUGGAAGCCUGCGUGAAGGCAGUGAAAGUCCUUGCAAUACAAAAAAGGAGCAUGGAAGCCUCUGAGUUUCUUCAGAAUGCAGUUUAUAUCAACCUUCGUCAGCUUUCAGAAGAAGAAAAAAUCCAGCGCUACAGCAUUUUGUCUGAGCUGUAUGAGCGGAUCGGCUUCCACCGCAAGUCUGCUUUCUUCAAGCGCAUAGCAGCGAUGCAGUGUGCAGCCCCCAGCAUCCCAGAGCCUGGCUGGAGGGCCUGCUACAAACUGCUUUUGGAAACCCUCCCUGGCUAUAGCUUAUCAUUGGAUCCUAACGAUUUCAGCCAAGGAACUCACAAAGGAUGGGCUGCAGUGCAGAUGCGUUUGCUUCAUGAACUAGUCUAUGCUUCCAGAAGAAUGGGCAACCCUGCUUUGUGUGUCAGACAUCUGUCUUUCCUUCUCCAGACCAUGCUGGAUUUUCUUUCUGAUCAAGAAAAGAAAGAUGUAACACAGAGCUUGGAGAGCUACACAGCAAAAUGCCCUGGUACAAUGGAAUACAUCACUCUUCCAGACGGUUUGAAGUUGCCUCCUGUUCCAUUCACCAAAUUGCCUAUUGUGAGAUCGGUGAAGCUCUUGAACCUCCCAGCCAGUCUCCGACCUCACAAAGUGAAAAGUCUGCUUGGUCAGAGUGUGUCAACCAAAAGCCCCUUCAUAUAUUCUCCAAUUAUUGCACACAGUCGGGAAGAAAAAAGUAAGAAAAUAGAGUUCCAGUGGGUCCAGGGAGAUGUAUGUGAAGUUCAGUUGAUGGUGUACAACCCUAUGCCUUUUGAGCUUCGAGUAGAAAACAUGGGUCUCCUGACAACAGGAGUAGAAUUCGAACCUCUUCCUGCAGCUCUUUCUUUACCUGCAGAAUCUGGUCUCUACCCGGUUACUCUUGUUGGUGUUCCUCAAACUACUGGGCAGAUCACUGUCAAUGGUUACCACACUUCAGUUUUUGGUGUCUUCAGUGACUGCCUUCUGGACAAUCUGCCAGGUGUCAAGACCAAUGGCUGUACUGUUGAAGUAAUUCCAGCUUUGCCAAGGCUGCAGAUCAGUACCUCCCUUCCAAGGUCUGCUCAUGCACUUCAGCCUUCUACAGGGGAUGAAAUCUUUACUAAUGUGUCUGUCCAGCUGUAUAAUGGAGAGUCCCAACAGCUUAUCAUUAAGUUAGAAAAUAUUGGAACAGAACCACUGGAGCAACUAGAGGUCACAGCAAAAACAGUCAACACCAAGGAGAAGCUGUAUGGAGACUUCUUGACUUGGAACCUAGAAGAUACGCUUUCCCAGUUUCCUCUAAAACCUGGAAAGACUGCAACACUCACUGUAAACAUUAAAGUGAAGCUGGACUUUUCAUGCCAAGAAAACCUUCUGCAAGAUCUCAGUGAUGAUGGAAUCAGUGUUAGUGGACUUCCGCUCUCCAGUCCUUUUCGGCAGGUUGUCAAACCAAGAGUAGAGACUAAACCUAUUAAUCCCCAAGAAAGCAGCAAAUCUGGUGACUUCAGUCAUGUGAAGACACUGGAAGCUAUUUUGAAUUUUAAGUACUCUGGUGGACCAGGACAUGUUGAAGGAUAUUACCGGACCCUUGCACUAGGCCUUCAUGUGGAAGUGGAACCCUCUGUUUUCUUUACACGUGUUAGUACCCUUCCAGCAACAAGCACUCGGCAAUGCCAUCUACUUCUAGAUGUCUUCAAUUCUACAGAACAUGAGUUGACUAUCAGUGCUAGGAAUAACGAAGAUUUAAUUCUGCAUGCUGGGGAGUGUCAGCGUAUGGCUAUCCAAGUCGAUAAGUUCAAUUUUGAGAGCUUCCCAGAAACCCCUGCCGAUGGGACUCAGUUUGCGAAUGCAAAGCAGCUGGAAGAAGAAAGGCAACAAGCAAAAGGAUUGGAGAUUAACAGCAAGCUGGAUAUUUGCUGGAAAAUUCCUUCCUUGAAGCGUGAAGGGGAAGCAAGUGUGGAAGGCGUCCUUAAUCAAGUGGUCCUGGAGAAUCUACAGUUGGCUCCUCUCCAGUGGGAUAUCCUUGUUGAUGGCCAGCUUUGUGACUGUGAUAUAGUGGUGAACUGCAAAGUGGGAGACCCUGUCCCACUGCAGGUGAAGCUGACCAACUGGAGCAAACGCAGUGUGGGGCCCUUUGCUCUCACCAUGAUGCCCUACCAAGAUUACCAGAAUGGCGUACACAACUAUGAGCUGCAAGACGCUAUCACCUUUGUGGGAUCCAACACCUUCUACAUUGAUUCUGUGAAGCCGACUGAAGACUCUGUGUACUUCGGAGCACUUCUCUUUCUCUACACAGGCGAUUUCUACCUGAACAUCAAAUUCCAUGAAGACAACUGCAGCAGAGAGCUGCCUCUCUCCUGGUUCUGCCUUCCUAGCGUCCACAUCCGUGCUACGGAGCCUGUGGUCUAAACUAAGCUGUAAAUACGCUGUGUGCUGUUUGAUUAACCACAGCGCACAGAAAUGCUUGGCACAUCCUCUGCUUGACCCCAGCUUGUUUCUGUCCAACCCCAGGCCACAGUCCCUCCUUUGGAGGAACAGCUGAACACUUUCUGAAUUGGCUGAUAGUCAUUUGGGCAGCUGCUUUAGCUAAUUUCAGAGAGAGACAGAGAGACAGAUUAUAGCUAUGCUAGAGUUUUUCUCUGCUUCAAAAAAGCCUUUGAAACUGCUAAUAUAUGCAUUUUACUUCCACAAACUCUAUUGAUAUCUGUGGGUUUGAAAGAGUCUCGAAGGCUGAAUUUAAGAGGGCUGAGUUUAACCAUGUGUUUGAAGGUCCCAAUUCCAAAUUGAAUAAUCCCAGUUUAGCAUUUUUCAACAAGAACUGUGUAUCUGUAUGAACUUACUCUGGCUUACACUGGACCUGUGACAUGUACCCUUGAGGUGCAGGUCUCUCUUAGGUUUGUUCACAGGCUUGUUCUUGUUCACUUGUUUGCUGAGUAUUUGGUAUCUUUGGUCAGAAAUAGCAGUGGUGAUGCUUCUUCCUGUGCUACUGAAAAUAAGAAUAGCAAAUGUGUCUCCAGCUAUUCAGUUCCUCCCCUGAGCUCAGUGCCACUUGCUCCUGGUAAAGUCACUCCCUUUAGUCUGGUAGAUCUGUGAACAAGGGAAGAAAGGCAAUGCACAGCUAAAGAGUUGAAGAGUUAUGUCCUUCAGAAAGGAAAUGAGCCAAGUUUUGGGUUGCCCAGUGCUUGCCUGUGAAUUUGGGCUUUCACAGUUCUGUUUAAUACAGCCACUUGAAAUGACUGAAGACAAAGAGCCACCAGAAUUAAUCAGCUGGUCAUUAAUAUAACUUUGUGUGAGUUGUCAUAACUUUUCUGAUCAGAUUUUUCAUGCUAAUAGACUGGGCUUGAGACUGGUUGGUUAUGUGGUUGUGUUUUUGUAUAGAGACCCGCCUUUACCCCAUGUAAAGCAAGGAGAUGUCUUAGCUGUAUGAUUAAUAUAUUAUUUGUUGGACCAUAUGUUUCUGAACUGUCUCAAUCUUUUCUUAAACUGAGAGCUUGCAGCCCUUAAAAUUGGUGGUAGAUGUGACAGGGGCACUCCAAGUAGCUCUGUAGGUGCUGAAUCUACAUGCACAACCUCUUUGUAGACUUUCUGUUUGUUUAGGCUUCAUCCACAUGUAGGCACGCCACUUCAUGCCUGACCUGGUCCAUCCUGCUCAUGUGGUGCAUUAGCUCAACUAGUGCAUUCUGGCUCUCUGCACCAUGCCCAUACGUGUCUAGUGUUUUCUGUAGGAAUGACAGUGCUCAGAACACAAUUCAUUGCAUGUUUGCAAAUGACUGUGAUGUAUUCAUCAGAAAUGUAUUUCUGAUUUGAGGGAACUACAGCUACAGCAUGAUAGCUGUAUUUCCACUGUAUGCAGGGUAUUAUCUCUAAAAACCUGUAUUUUGGCAACGUUACCAGUGUUUGCUCUUGAGCUGUGGCUCUGUACACAGCUUUGAAUGCCAGAGUGAAAGUCUUCUGUCUUAAACUGAUGGAAAACUGAGGCCAGCUGAAGAUUUACUUGCAAUGAUGUACUGCUCUGUCAGGUGCCAGCACGCAAUGUCCAGUAAGAAAACUGUUCCUUAGACUUGAACAGUGGCUCUGGAUAGAGACAUCCAUGGAAAGAAGUCCAAUCAGCCAAGUUAGGCAUGAUUUUAGCAUUGGUGGAGCUUGGCUGAGCAGGUUAUGCCGUAAGGCUAAAUUCUCUGUCACUAGAUACGGGGUACACACUGACAGGUAAGAUCACAGGAGAGCAGGAAUUAAACCAGUUAAUCUCUAUAGGAGCUUGCUUUUGACAUGUGUGUCUGUACUGUGUUACACAACACUGUUACAGCAAAAUCCAGAUUGGGUUUUAUUCAGUAUUCCCAGCAGGUAAUCUGCAGAUGCUAGGAAUACAGCUAAAGCUUUGUAAGGACCACUUGCAUUUGAAACAAACACAUUGCAAAGCAGAUGCUGUUGCAGUCAGGAUGCUUCUGCUUACCCGUCUAAGGGAUCAUUUCCUUAGGUUAGUUUCUCUGAGAAGAUACUGUUCUGUGAAGCUUAUACUGGGAUGCAACACUCCUUUGCUGUUUACUUAUAAGGCAUCCUGAUACACAGCCUGCUGAAGCUGUUGGAAUGGGAUCAGGUUUCAUUGUAACAAAAGUAAGCUGCCUAUUUCCUGUGCAUAAAUCUGCCAUAUGUGCUCAUAAAUACAAGUUUUUAUAUGUGAGCUGACCCUUAAUGGUCUAUCUGUUCAUUAUCUAGUAGGCCACUCUGUCCCUUGUCAACUUUGAUGCUUAGUUGCUUUUGGCAUUUAUGAUAUCUUUCCCAGUUUUCUCGCACUUCCACUUGUCUUGGUGAGAGAGAUGAAACACAAGAGAUUCUUUCUUCUGGGGAUCAUUUGUGACUUUUCCAGAAGGGGAAUAUUUUAAGUGUCAGCGUAAUUUGGAGAAGAGUGAGGGGAAGGUACUUGAAGUGAGAAUACCAUGUCACUGGGGUUGCUGUCAGGAUUGGUCCUUGCAGUGCCUGAAAAAGGGAUGAUACUUCUUUUGAUCUGCUCUCCUUUCCUGGAACUGAAAACUUGCUUUUAUCUCUCCAAACUUCCCAGCUAUUAUUUUGAACACGAUGAGCCAAACCGUGCAUUGUUACACAGAUGUAAAUCUGAUACGAUCUAACUUGGUUGAAUUAAAUCAUUCCUAAUUUAAAUCACUAUUGCUGAGAGCAGAUGUUGGUCCAAUAUAUGCAUUGGAGAAGCGUAAGUUGUGUAAAUUGAAAUGUCUGAAUAAAUACCAUUCUGUGUUAUUUACACUUC